This is a messenger RNA of Hemibagrus wyckioides, 2993 nucleotides long. RefSeq lists its product as uncharacterized. NCBI's taxonomy places the organism in Eukaryota, Metazoa, Chordata, Actinopteri, Siluriformes, Bagridae. The transcript is spliced from 5 exons. The coding region runs from base 1598 to 2005 and encodes 135 amino acids. The record is from RefSeq and is a predicted model, not a curated record.
AGCCCCGCCCCAGGAUCAGCUAAGCGACCAAUCAGACACCGUGGCUUCUCCUAACCCUGGUUGCCAGAUAGACAACGAAUCCACCACAUGUUUUUCUCCUCACAGUGUACUGAGUGAUGUAGAAACGAGUCUCUCUGGCCUGAGUAGAGGUUUAAAGACACUACAUGUUGUCUAACCUCGCUGUCCACGUGCCUUAACAGUCAUAUCAGUCAUAACAGCCACCUUUUUUUUUUUUGGCUUUUCUCUCCUCCCUUUUCUCCCUUUGUUUUUGGCCAAUACUCAUCCAAUAGCCAGGUCACUAUUACACAACAGCAGGAAGGCUAAUGCUAAGUUCACACAUACAAAACUAGCAGAGAUCUUUAAUUUAAAGUGAGAGUUGGUGACUUCUGGUGACAUGAGCGUCAGCGAGCGUCAGCAACUAGAUUGUCCAGCAGCGCAACAACGUUGAGAAAAGUUUAUGCAAAUAUGGAGUGACUUGGAAUGUGUGUGUGUGUAAAAUUGCUGUAUAUGUGAUCAUGCUUCCUCUGAUACACCUCAAACCAACCAACCAACCCAGGGCAGUGUAGCACACUCAGAGGAAAGCAGUUUGCCCUCUUCCACAUAUAUAAGCUCAUAAAAUGCCAACGAUUGGCUAGUGUUGCUGUGAUUGACAAGGGAUCAUGCAUGUGCCCCUCCCACCCAGCCAUCUCAAUCACCAUUCCUGUCCAAACUGUAAACUGCAUGUAGCAGCUCUAAUUUGGGAAGGUGGGUGUGUGAGAUUACAUGAUUCCCAGGACUGUGUAGAGACUGUUAGGGUUGGGGUGGGGGUAAAGGUUGUCCAGAGAAAAGGGAGGAUGAGGGGUCUAUUGAAUUCCUCCUGCUUGCCCUAAUCCAAUUUAAUCUAAUCUGAUCAAGACAUCACCAGAAUAAUAAAUUCAAUGAAAUGCAAGUAAAUAACCUGCUGUUGUUGUUGUCAUGGUGACUGUAUGGGUCAAAUACAUGUUUCCUUAAACCCUUUUUCCCAACCAGAAAUUGUUCAAGGUGUUGCUGAAAAUCACAAUCUGGCAUCACCAUGUGAAGAUUGACCCCGCCCACUUCUCCCUAAUUCUGAAAUUCUGAAUUUGUCCCUGUAUCAGUCCACAUCAUGAAGUAAUGUUAAAGGAGCGAAAUGAAACGAAACACACACAAAUCACACACUCUUAGCAAAAUAAGUCUUUGUUCCCAAACCUGAGGCUUUAGGAAAUCUAAAGAGUUUAUGAUUAAAUUGGAUAGAUUAUGAUUUUUCCAAAAAGAAAUAAAAAAUCCAUAACAGUAAAAGACCAGGUUUUUGGUUUUGUACCCAAGCUUGCUGUGUGAGAGAGACACUCAAGGUCUUGUUGGUAUAUGACACCGGUGAUAGAGAUGAUGGAGAUGAGGCAGCAGGAAGUAUCAGUUGUGGCGGAGGACAGAGACCGAGACCGAGAGAGAGUCAGAUUUCUCGCCUCGGGUUACAGGAGCAGGGUCUAAACCGCAGAGGUCUACUACACUGAACCAUUUCACUGAUGACUACAAAGACACCAUAGAGAGCAAGAGGCAGAAUUAAAAAAAAAAAAAACAUCAACUCCAAAGUGACUACAGGAUGACGGGAUCAGGAGUGGCACUGAGGCUUCAUGAGUUUAAAGAAAGAAAUGCCAUCGGUCAGCAUCCUGGAGCAGUCCUGCGGCCAGGCAGGGACGUGAAGGGACUGUAUCCUGGACAGCUAGCCAGAGUUCACGUCAUUCCCUCACCAUGGCAGAGGAUGAAUCUACGGUGUAUGAAGUGUCCACAAGAGGAAGAACAAACAUACCAGCGAAGCUUCGACCUUCUCACGCUACAGGCCCAGGAGCUGAGAGCAACACACACACCUCAUACACAGCCGACAUCUCACACUGUGUACCAGCAGGAGUUCGGCCGCCAGACUCACCUCUAUUCGCCUGAUGACACCAAGAUGACCCUGAUUUCCCAUCCUGCUCCUCUGCAACAGAGCUACAAUUUCAGAUCUCACUAGCGCCUUAAACAGGAAAAUAUACUCACUGACCACUUUAUUAUGAACACCUGUACAUUUGCACAUUCAUGCAGCUGUCCAAUCAGCCAUUUAUUUUAACAAGACAAUGUCUGUAAUCAUGCAGGUGCAGGUCAAGAGCUUCACUUAAUGUUCACACCAGACAAAAGAAGAUAAAGUCUGAUAUCUGUAAACUUCUGCAAUUUUCACACACAAAUGUGUCUAGAGUUUACUAAGAGUGUUGCAAAAAACAAAAAACACCCAGUAUACUGUAGAUAGAUAGACAGACAGGCAGGCAGGCAGUGAGUUUUUAGUAAAGCGGUCAGUGAGUUUAUAUACAGUGACAUACAGAGACAUACAGUUGAUACAGAUAUAUAGUCUUAUUGCACACAUGACCUCAUUUGUCACCAAUUUACAAACUGAAUUUCCACAGAAAAGAAAAGCGUUUGGUGACCCAAAACAAACACGUCCCUCCCUUAGAUACUCAAACAGUGAUGCUGCAUUUAACUUGUUCAAAGCAAGCAAACACGUGUAGCACACACUAAUCUCCCUGAUAGCGAUUAAGAUCAUGUAAGAAAAGAGGUAGAUUUCUUCCUAGUCCUUUUACGAUAAAGUUCUACCCUAAAGCAUUCUUUGGCUUGUUCCCUCAGGGUUUGGUUGAAGCUGUAAUGGGAGCAUGGUGGUUAGCAUGUUCACCUCACACUUACAGGGGUUUGAUUCCCGACUCCGCCCUGUGUAUGUGGAGGUUAUCUGUUCUCUCCGUGCUUUUGGGAGCUUCCUCAGAGUUCUCCCGGUUCCUCCCUGAGUCCAAACUCAUGCUGUAGGCUGACUGGCGUCAUUAUGAAAGCAGGUUGUUGUUUGAGACAAAUUAUUAAUUAUUAUUAGUAGUAGUUAUUAUUAUUUUCUUUGGUUUGUUGAAAAUAUACAGUGCAAUUUAGAUCAGUUCUACUGUAGAUGUAGAAGAUUUCCUUUCUUUGUGUUAAAUUAUUGACUA